AUGCCCUCUAAAGCGGUGAUCGAGGCAAAGCUCGAAAGGCUCAGAGCAACUAUGGAGCGAUUGCAGAUCAACUAUGAUACCGCCAGGUGGGAAAUACAAGACCUAAUGGAGAAAAGGAGAGAGGCGCAGAGAAUAAUGAACGGAAAGAGGAGCGAGGCCGAAAAGGAUUCGGCAAGAAGGGAGCAUGAUCGCCUGUGUGCGACUAUUACAAGGCUCUGCGAUAAGCAAGAGGAGCGGGCUGAGCAGAUGCAGAACUAUAGGGACAAAGAGAGGGAGUUGUUGAGGGAUUUGCGCAUAGCGCUUUGGUGA
Messenger RNA from Fusarium fujikuroi IMI 58289, 309 nucleotides. RefSeq lists its product as uncharacterized. Lineage: Eukaryota; Fungi; Ascomycota; Sordariomycetes; Hypocreales; Nectriaceae. The transcript has a single exon. The record is from RefSeq and is a predicted model, not a curated record. The coding region runs from base 1 to 309 and encodes 102 amino acids.